Messenger RNA from Annulohypoxylon truncatum, 2900 nucleotides. Its product is annotated as cysteine proteinase. Bases 726 to 2471 code for a protein of 581 amino acids. Gene Ontology annotation, cellular component: nucleus. Lineage: Eukaryota; Fungi; Ascomycota; Sordariomycetes; Xylariales; Hypoxylaceae. The record is from RefSeq and is a predicted model, not a curated record. Gene Ontology annotation, biological process: protein K48-linked deubiquitination. The transcript is spliced from 4 exons. Gene Ontology annotation, molecular function: cysteine-type deubiquitinase activity; ubiquitin binding.
UUUCCUGCUAUUUCUGCAACUAGACAUACCCUAGAUGUAUACACAGAUGAGGUACCUACAUAAGAAGGUUCGCUACACAGGCAAUACAUAGCCCUGGAAAACCCUGGAGGAAUCUACAGGGGGACAGUAGCUACUGCCGCUUGCUGGUGUAACCCGCGCUUCUGAUUCUCGGUGCUCAAUCUUCCUUUUAGACAAAAGCCCGCCCAUUACCAACUGUCUGGAUCCCCUCUUGCUUUCUCUCUCUCUUCUUCCUCCUUCCUCCUCUCUUCCUUUUCCCUUUUCCUCUCCCUGCCUCCCACUUACUCUCCUUAUUCGCAUUUUACCCUCUCUUAUCUUUUACCUCCAUCGCCCGUCGGGAAUACUUCAUUGUUUCUCUUCACCUGUCGCUGCUGGUUACAGCCUCGAAGAGAAGCCCUAAUAAUUCACGCACGAGGGCGAGAGACUGAAGCAAACCGCGAACCUGCAACGCCGCUUGCAGCCUUAGAAGUAAUCUACAAUUUACAAUUUACAAAUCAUACACAAUCUACCUUAUUACAGACCCGUUCUACCGGUUCCUCCACAAAUCUACCCGUAUGAGCUCUAGGCAAUCUAGAAAACUUAUACCUGGGAUACCUAUCCUGAACCUCAUCAAAGAUCAUCCACCUGUUACGGUCACGUAGAGCUUUAAUGACCCGAAGCUCCCAAGGUUGGGGUCAAGCUCUGGCUCGUCAAGCCCAGGCACAGGAAUGUUCCAGCCUCAACCAACUCCGUACUCUCCCUCUUAUACUUCUUAUGGAGUUCACAUAGCCAACGCAGAAGUUCCCGAAUACGCCUUCCAGCCUACUCCGUUGGUACAAUUCGGGACAGGGCAGUCCGGCGGUAGUGGUGGCAGCCUUGGUGGUGCAGGUGUAGGCGCAGUCCCAGGGAGUGGCAGACCAACGACGACCGCCGACGUCUUCGCCUCGCAUAUAUUCCACAAUCCUAAUUCUCUAAUAUCCACUCCAGCCAACAACCCAAGCCAUCAUCUUCCUUACAACCACAGCAAUUCCCAAAUACCCCACAAUCACCACCAAACUCGUCGCAAUAUCAAGAUGGAACCGCAACUCCAAACCGACCUUGCCCAGCAGGAGGCUGCAGCCCGCGAAUUCAAGCCUCAAUUAGAGGGUCCUUUAGUCGGCGAGAGAAGACCGAGCACGGAGAUCACUGAGGAAUAUGCUAAAGCAGACCCCAUAUACGUCGCCAAAACCUUGGCCCUACCCCAGACGUAUUCCCACUACCGCCCGAUCCAGGGCGACGGUAAUUGCGGUUGGCGAGCAAUCGCCUUCGGUUAUUUCGAGAGUCUGGUACGACGUGGCGACGCAAAUGAGGUCUCGGGAGAGCAAUCCCGGAUAAACAGCUUCAACCAUUACAUCGAGCAUGUCGGUGGCCACAGUUCGUGGCUAUUCGAAGAUAUGGUGGGCGAGACUUGGUCCUUAUUGCAAGCUAUAGCCACUGCUAUGUCUACCGGUCAAGAUCCUAUGGAUUUGGUGAUGGACAAGUUCAACAACCCCGAGUCGUCGCAGUCUAUCGUCUACCACAUGCGCUUAAUUGCGUCUUCGUGGUUGAAAGGCCAUGCUGCUAACUACGAACCCUGGAUACCCGGUACCAUCGAGAACUACAAUCAAGAUACCAUUAUGCCCAUCGACAGGGAAAUCGAUCACAUAGGUGUAGUGCUGCUUCACGAAUUUUUACUCAAGCCCGCCGGUAUCGUUCUCGAGAUCGCCUAUCUAGAUAGAAGCGACGGCGUGGAGGUUAACGUACAUAGGAUGCCCGAAGAAGCCAACGGACAAGACCCAGCCACGCUAGGGCCCAUGAUCUAUUUACUAUACCGUCCUGGCCACUACGAUAUCUUGUAUCGCGAUUCCGUGAUCCAGACUGCCCCUCCUAUGCCACCCGCACCAACUACCUUGUCGAUUAACAGGGCAACAUCCUUCACGCAUCACCAUGAGAUCGAGAACACUAUGCCUUCGCUCCCAGAUUUCGCGGUGGAUAUGAGCGCGCUGGCCAUGAUACCCGGUUUUGGCGCGCCCGCCGAGAUAUCUCCACUAGCGUCUCCCGCAGCGGCUCCGUCUCCUUUGACGGACCCUUAUGCCCCCUCCCCGCAAUCGCCAUGGAUGCCGCAGCCAUUUCCGGACGGGCUGGCAACCAGGGCUCCGCCUCCUCAACCAAGUCCACCACAGCAACAACCCACGACACCGAUGACGGUGCACCCUCUUCGCUUCAGCAAAUACAACUUCCCUGAUCUAGUAGAGACGAGUUUCCACGAACCCGCUUUCACAACCAAUACUUUUAAGAACAGCCAUUUCAAUGUCGCCCAUUAUAACAAUAUGAACUUCCAACCGGAAAUGUACAGGCCCGAGGCGGAAGAAGAAAUACCACACGGAAAAGGGGGUGGCCGGAAACGGAGUAGCGAGCAUUGCGGCGCAGUCAUCAAAAAGGAGAACAGGGGUUAGAGGUGUUGCUUUCCUCCUGAUUCCACGAGCAUUCUUCCGUUUGGGGUUUGGCAGCUAUUCCCGUCUAUUCCACCCACGGCGUUACUUGGUAAUGAAGACUGAGAGAUACGAAGUCGGUUUUUUACUGACCCCUAGGUAUAUUAAUAUUAUAUACCACGGAGACGAAAUAAUGAAGACGAAAGGUUUUGAUCCAGCAAUCUAGCAUCCUAAUAAGAGAGAAAGAGGAACGCCUAUGAAUUUGGUAUUUUAAUAUGGGAAACAAGAGGGCAGCAGAACUACUAGUGCACGAGAGAUCCUGCUGCCCUCUUCUGAGAAUCGGCAGAGGCUAAACGCAAAAAUUAAGUUGAUAAAGUUCGAGCCGAAAUUAAUACGAUAUCUCCAUCUGAUCUGAACUGGUUUUCUGAGAUGUGAUAACCAUGAUGGUUUCCG